This is a messenger RNA of Miscanthus lutarioriparius, 1179 nucleotides long. The record is from the annotation of a GenBank genome assembly. Lineage: Eukaryota; Viridiplantae; Streptophyta; Magnoliopsida; Poales; Poaceae.
AUGUUGCGCCUAAAAAAUCGCCUCCUCCCUCUGCUCCGCGCCGCAUCACCGCUGCCCGCCCCCAUCCACCCCCGCCCGUGCUGCCUCCUCUCCACCUCCACCUCCCCCGCGCCCUUCUCCCUCGAGGACUACCUCGUCGCCUCCUGCGGCCUCGCCCCAGCACAAGCCCGCGAGGUGUCCAAGAAGGCGUUCCGCGACUUAUCCAGAGAAUCCAACAAGGAGGAGAUCUCACGCUCCCGCCUCUUCUCCGCCUCCAAUCCCGAUGCUAUCAUCACCCUGCUCGCCGGCGCCGGUCUCUCCCGCGCCGACAUCGCCGCCGUCGUCUCCGCGAACCCGCUGCUCCUCCGCGCUUCGGUGAAGAACAUCGCCCUCCGCAUUCUGGCUCUCCGCGACCGCGUCGGUCUUUCUACACCCCAAAUCGUUCGCUUGCUCCUGGUCGGCCCAGAUGCUAUCCGCCGCAGCGACGUCGUUCCCAAGCUCGAAUUCUUCAUCUCCUUCUACGGCUCGUUUGAGCAGGUCCUGGUGGCCCUAAAGAGGAAUAUUCGCCUCCUCAAUUCGAGCCUUGAGGGGUUAAUCAAGCCUAACGUUGCUUUGCUGCGUCAGUGGGGUGUUCGAGAUAUUGCCCAGCUGUGUUCAAACAACCCGUGGGUGCUUACCUUCAACCUGGAACGCUUGAAGGAGUGUUUGCUGCGGGCGGAAGAAAUUGGGGUGCCUCCUACUUCGCGGAUGUUCAGGCACGUAGUGGCCACUCUUGCCUGUAAUUCCAAAGAGAAGGUUGCUGCCAAGUUUGAGUUCUUUAAGAUGACUCUUGGUUGUUCUGAGUCUGAGGUUUCCACUGCAGUGUCCAAGAUGCCAGCUAUAUUAGGAUUUUCUGACAAAAUUCUUCUCCGCAAGAUUAAGUUCCUAGUCAAUGAGGCUGCGAUGGAGCCACAGAACAUUGUGGAAAGGCCUGUCCUGCUCGCAUACAGCCUGGAGAAGAGGCUAGUGCCGCGGCAUUAUGUCAUGAAGGUCCUGCAGGAAAAGGGUUUGCUGAAUAGCAAUAAAGAAUUUGUCACAAUAACUACAUUAGGAGAGAAGACUUUCAAAUCGAAGUUCAUCGACUGUCACAAGGACUCUGUUCCUGGCCUUGCAGAUGCUUAUGCUGCAGCUCAUGCUGGUGUUGUGCCCUCUAGAGUGUAA